Closterium sp. NIES-65 is the source of this 1308-nucleotide messenger RNA. The record is from the annotation of a GenBank genome assembly. Lineage: Eukaryota; Viridiplantae; Streptophyta; Zygnematophyceae; Desmidiales; Closteriaceae.
AUGCGGCACACGUCAUGGACGCCUCAAUACUCGUUACGGGCUGACCACCUAACCCCUUUGUCAACCCCUUCCCCGGCUCUGCCGUCCCCUAUUCUGUACCUCGUGCCUCUCCCACACCCUUGGCCACCUUUCUUCGCUGCUGUCUUCUUUGCUGUCUUGCUUCUCGCCCCACAGGAGGACAAGUUCCCCCUGGCGGUGUUCAGCAGCGGGUUCCUGCUGGACUCUGCUCACAGCGGGUUCCUGCUGGACUCGGCUCAGUACCGCAGCUACGCCCACCACCUCGCCAGCUGGGGCUUCGCUGCAGUCACCUACAAUAAGGUGGAGGGGCUGAUGGGCCCUCUGGACGACAUCAUCUGUGCGCGGUUCAUCACAGAACUCAUCAACUGGGCUGGCACCAGUCACUUGCUUCGCAGAAUAGCAGACAACACCCGCGUCUACCUCUGCGGUCAUUCUAGAGGAGCCAAGGUGAGCGUGCUGGCAGCGGCCAUGGACCCUCGAGUGCUCUCCCUAGGCCUCGUCGACCCUGUCGAUAACACAAUCUAUGCCCCUCUGGCCCCCGGGUACCCCUCAGCAGUGGCAGCUAUGAGGGCGGGCAACAGUGCCAUCGAGCACCUCCUUGCCGAUGCCAACCCUGCCAACCAAGGACUCGCCGUCUCCCUCCCCACCCUUGUCGUUGGCGGCGGCUACCCCGGCGACUGCGCCCCUGCUGCCUCCAACUACCGCUGGUUCUUUAAAGAAGCUGGCAACCCUAGCUGGGAGGUUGUGCUGCGAGACGCGGGGCAUUUCCAGUUUUUAGACUCGCCGCCGGUGCUGCAGGCGGCUGUGUGUGGGCUGGGCCCAGCCAGGGAUGAGGAUGUGAGGCGGGCCACGAGGGCGUGUAUUGCCGCGUGGGGCCAUGCGACUGUGCCCAGGCAGAGGGGGAAGACGGUGGGUGGGGGUGGGAGAGGGGCGGUGCCGCAGCAGGGAGGGGGAGAUGGGGGAGUGGGAGGGGAGGAAGAGGGUUGCAUCAGCAUUGGCGGGAGGUGCGGUGGCAGUGGCAGCGGUGGGACGAGCGGGACCAGUGACGAUAUGGACGCCGCUGCAGCUGAUAGCUGGAGAGCGGGUGCAGGAAGGGAGAAGGGGCCGGCGCAGGCGCCUGCUCAGGCUCCUGCUCCCGCUUUGACCCCGUUGACUCCGUUGACUGCGGGGGAGAACCUGGAGGCCCCUGUGUCGGAUAGGAAGGAUGAGCUGGAGGCCAUGAUGGUUUCAGUUGCUGCUGAGCUAGCAGCGGUUGGAGGGACCAAGUUCAAUUCAAGGCUGAAACUAUGA